GGGGCUGGAGUUGCUUUGAAAGUCUUUUUAGGAGGGGAAGGGAGACAAUAAAAGGAAGAGAGCUCUGAUCCGUAAAACUGCCUGCAUUUAAAGAAUACUGCUGAUAUCUCUUUUGCUAUCCUGAAGUAGAGAGAGAGAGAGGCAAAUGCAAAAUGGCCUCAGUAGCCUACAAGAUAAUGGUUACUAUGGGGGCUAUAGUCUCUCUUUUCCACCUCCUCUGUGCAAUGGGGCUGUUCUCUACAAUCAUAAUAUGGCUCUCUCUAGAGUUCACUGCAGGGCUACCAGCUGCACUGGCACUCAUAGUGGGGAUACCAUGCCUUGUAUCAACAAUCUCAUUCGUUCUCAUGGUCGGUAUUAAAGAGAAAGGGAUUGUACUCUCAAUUCCUUACAUAGUCCUUGGCGUCUUUAUCCUUGUUACCGGCAUAUCUCUCAUGACUCCUUUCAUUGAACUCUACUCGCACGAGGAUCCUGAUCUGAUUGGAGAUUUCUGCAGCGACUGCGACCAUGUGGGUGCACACACGUUGCAGUGCGUGACAUCUUGCAACGACGAAUGCUGCUUUACCAACUUUAGUGCACCUCUCUCCAGAGCCCUCAUCAGUUUCUCAGCCAUAGCCAUAGCAGCAAGUCUAGCCAGUGUCAUCAUUGGCAUACUGAACUUAAUUUAUAAUUUUAAAUAUCAGCAGAACCCGCAGCAAAACAGACAAAAGUCUCACUGAAACGAUUAUGCUCUUUAAAUUAUUUUUUAAUGUCGCCCUCUUCUUACUUUCUCUCUUUUUUUGUGACAGACUCUCUCUCUCUCUCUCAUUUUUACUAUUAUUAUUAGUUCUCAAUAUUCUUCAUUAUGUUUGUACCUCUUAACUUAUAAACAUCAUGAUUACCAGUACUACUAUAAUGAUUAAAAUUAUAUUUUUAUUAUUUAUAACUGCCACACACAGCCAGAAAUGUA
Molecule: messenger RNA, 946 nt
Organism: Amphimedon queenslandica
Lineage: Eukaryota; Metazoa; Porifera; Demospongiae; Haplosclerida; Niphatidae
Exons: 2
Coding region: 153-716 (187 amino acids)
Source: RefSeq, a predicted model, not a curated record